Messenger RNA from Lactuca saligna, 1663 nucleotides. The record is from the annotation of a GenBank genome assembly. NCBI's taxonomy places the organism in Eukaryota, Viridiplantae, Streptophyta, Magnoliopsida, Asterales, Asteraceae.
AUGAACGACGAGGCUAAUUCUUGGAUCAGAAGAACAAAAUUCUCUCACACAGUAUGCCAUCGAUUAGAUUCUGCAAGAUUAGCCUCAUUUCUAUCCGAUGGUCAACCAAUUCGAAUCGCGGGUAUAAAAACCCGACCCCCAAAAACUCUCGAAGACCCAAAACCCGCCGAAAUCCAAGCAAAUCCGGUCACAAACAAGUACAGAACCGUAACUCCGCCACCCAAAACCACCGUCCCCGACACCUUCAAAGAAGCAAGGUCAAACACAAAAAGAUUCUCAACCCCACAUCCCCAAAGGGUAGAAACGGAAAAAGGGUUUAAAGAAAAGAAGAUGUUUCACAGAAACAUGACUGCCAUUAACGUGAGGCCUCAUGAGAAUCUUUCUAGUCCUCUUAAACAUUUCAAUUCGAUGAAGAUUCAAGAUAAAAAGAAGAUGAAAAGGGAUUAUUCUUGGUCAAAGCUGUUUGACCAUGGUGGAGGGAAGGUUACUUCUGUCGAAACAAUUGAUGAUGUUAUGGUUGACCUUUCAAAGCUUUUCCUUGGCCAUAGAUUUGCUCAUGGUGCAAAUAGUCAACUUUACCAUGGAAUUUAUAAAGAUGAAGCUGUUGCUGUUAAGAUUAUUCGGCUUCCUGAUGAUGACGAAAAUGAAGAACUUGGAGUUAGACUUGAGAACCAAUUUAUCCGAGAAGUUAAUCUUUUGUCGCGACUCCACCAUCAAAAUGUCAUUAAGUUUGUAGCGGCGUGUAGACAACCACCGGUUUUCUGUAUCAUAACCGAGUAUCUUUCAGAAGGUUCUUUACGGGCAUACCUACAUAAACUCGAGGACAAUACCGGAAAAGAAAAAGAGGAUCUCAAGCCAGAAAAUAUCUUAAUAAAUCAAGAUUUCAAUUUGAAAAUUGCGGAUUUUGGGAUCGGUUGUGAGGAAGCGUAUUGUGAUUUUUUGGCGGAUGAUCCGGGGACGUAUAGGUGGAUGGCACCCGAAAUGAUUAAAAGAAAGGCGUAUGGGAGGAAGGUUGAUGUGUAUGGAUUUGGGCUUAUUUUGUGGGAGAUGGUGGCUGGAACUAUACCUUAUAAAGAUAUGACUCCUAUCCAAGCUGCAUUUGCAGUUGUUCAUAAGAAUCUCCGGCCAUCUAUUCCGGCGGACUGUGCUCCGGCAAUGAAAGCAUUAAUAGAGCAAUGUUGGUCUACACAACCGGAAAAAAGGCCAGAGUUUUGGCAAGUGGUGAAGGUGUUAGAAGAGUUUGAAUCUUUAAUAGCACGUGAUGGAAACUUGAAUGUUUUACAACAUCCAACAUGUUUAGAUAAUAAAAAGGGACUUCGCCAUUGGAUUCAAAAGCUUGGGCCUCAUCAUCAACAUCAACAUAACUCUCCCAUGCCUAAACCGAGGUUUUCAUGAAAACUUUGUGAGUUUAUAUUUUUAUCUGGAGAUGUUUUUGGUUGACCGGGUAAUGAUGUAAUUAAAGAAAGUGUUUGUUUUUGAAUUAUGUUUGGAUUUUGUUUAUGUGAAUGGUUAGGGUUUUUAUCGAUACAUUGUUGUUAAAGAUUGGGUUCAGACACAUAUUGGUCAUGUUUUGAUGGUGAAUAUGAUUUCGAAUUUUGUGUUUGAAGAAUUGGGUUGUGAUAUAUUUGUAUUUGUUAUUUGUUAAAUUAUCAAAUUUGCGAAA